UUUAUCUUAUUUUAUACAUUUUAGAAAUUCCUUGUGGCAAUUGCAUUUUGUGCUGGAAUCCUUGUAGUUGUAAGCAAUGCAUCCUGCAUGAGUGGUGAUACAAAAGUGAAACCUGGUACAGAGCCUAAAGGUUGUUACUUUAGAAAAAAGAUGUAUCAACUCAAUAGUCAGUGGCGGACAAAAGAUUGCUUUGACUGUUCAUGUGAUUCUAAUGGAAAAUUCAAAUGCUGCACAGCUUACGGUAAACCAGUAAACUAUGAUAAGGAGAGAUGCAAAUUCGUGUUUGACCGGAAAAACUGUGUCUACAACCUGAUUCCAAAUGAAGAUCCAACCAAACAGUGUGAAUCUUACGGAAUGGUGGGCUGAACAUAUUGUCUGCAAUGUCUACCUCAGUACUUAUCUCUAUAAAAGACGAUGGUCAAAUGUAUUUACCAUCAGCAAGUUAAACGGGUUGUCCCACAAAAAAUAUUUUGUAAUUGCAUGUAAUUCAAAAUUUUGGAUGAGUUAUUUAAUAAAAUGUAUCUGGAUAGUGCCA
This is a messenger RNA of Bufo bufo (common toad), 535 nucleotides long. Its product is annotated as beta-microseminoprotein-like. Lineage: Eukaryota; Metazoa; Chordata; Amphibia; Anura; Bufonidae. The record is from RefSeq and is a predicted model, not a curated record. Bases 88 to 366 code for a protein of 92 amino acids. The transcript is spliced from 3 exons.